Molecule: messenger RNA, 1624 nt
Organism: Polypterus senegalus (gray bichir)
Lineage: Eukaryota; Metazoa; Chordata; Cladistia; Polypteriformes; Polypteridae
Exons: 6
Coding region: 37-1575 (512 amino acids)
Biological process (GO): nucleosome assembly
Cellular component (GO): nucleosome
Molecular function (GO): DNA binding; structural constituent of chromatin; protein heterodimerization activity
Source: RefSeq, a predicted model, not a curated record
UAGUAUUAACAUUCGUAAUUACGAAUAAGAGUAAAGAUGUCUGGUCGUGGUAAAGGUGGAAAGGGUUUGGGAAAAGGUGGUGCGAAGCGCCAUCGCAAAGUACUUCGUGAUAACAUCCAGGGUAUUACAAAGCCUGCUAUUCGCCGCCUUGCUCGACGUGGUGGAGUGAAACGAAUUUCUGGCUUGAUCUACGAAGAGACCCGCGGAGUGCUGAAAGUUUUCUUGGAGAAUGUUAUCCGUGAUGCUGUUACUUACACUGAACACGCAAAAAGAAAGACCGUGACUGCCAUGGAUGUCGUAUAUGCUUUGAAGAGACAGGGCCGUACUCUGUAUGGCUUCGGAGCCGGUAAUGCUGCCCGCGACAACAAGAAGACUAGAAUCAUCCCUCGCCAUUUGCAGCUGGCUGUGCGUAACGACGAAGAGCUUAACAAGUUGCUGGGUGGCGUGACCAUUGCUCAGGGUGGUGUGCUGCCCAACAUUCAGGCCGUGCUUUUGCCCAAGAAGACCGAGAAACCAGCUAAGAGAUUUGGCAAAAUGGCAAGAACAAAGCAGACAGCUCGUAAAUCAACCGGCGGUAAAGCUCCCAGAAAACAGCUCGCCACUAAAGCUGCUCGUAAGAGCGCUCCUGCUACCGGUGGGGUAAAGAAGCCUCACCGUUACAGGCCCGGCACAGUAGCCCUGCGAGAGAUCCGUCGCUACCAGAAGUCCACUGAGCUGCUUAUCCGCAAGCUGCCUUUUCAGCGACUGGUGAGGGAGAUCGCCCAGGAUUUUAAGACCGAUCUCCGCUUCCAGAGCUCGGCUGUCAUGGCUCUGCAAGAGGCCAGUGAAGCUUACUUGGUCGGUCUGUUCGAAGACACCAACUUGUGUGCCAUCCACGCCAAGAGAGUCACCAUCAUGCCCAAGGAUAUCCAGCUGGCUCGCCGCAUUCGUGGAGAACGCGCUUCCGUCUUCGUUUUCUUGGGACUCUUAGUGGCUUUCUUGGCUGCGAUAGGCUUCUUAGCCGCCUUUUUAGCUGCUGUGGGUUUCUUCGCCGCUGGCUUCUUCACCUUCUUAGCAGCUGCGGGCUUCUUUGCCGCUGGUUUCUUCUUCAGGGCCGCCUUUUUCUUUGCAGAUUUUUCCUUGGCCUCUGCCUGCUUUUUAUUGAUCUUAAAAGAUCCAGAGGCGCCGGGAGUGGAGGUGGUGCACUGCUUCAAGAACUUGGAGGUCCACAUUAAUUACAGACUAGGCAAUAUGGCAACAGCUAGUAAUGAAGAGAAGAGAAAGAUGUCUGGCCGUGGUAAAGGAGGAAAAGGUCUUGGAAAGGGUGGCGCAAAACGCCAUCGUAAGGUGUUGCGAGAUAAUAUUCAAGGUAUUACAAAGCCUGCUAUUCGUCGUUUGGCUCGUCGUGGUGGUGUGAAGCGAAUUUCUGGUUUGAUCUACGAAGAAACCCGCGGAGUGCUGAAAGUCUUCUUGGAGAAUGUUAUUCGUGAUGCUGUCACUUAUACUGAGCAUGCAAAGAGAAAGACCGUAACCGCCAUGGACGUUGUGUACGCUUUGAAGAGACAGGGCCGUACGCUUUAUGGCUUUGGAGGUUAAUUACACCGGUAUACAGAAAAAAUAUCUAAAGGCUCUUUUCAGAGCCGCC